Molecule: messenger RNA, 2281 nt
Organism: Xenopus tropicalis (tropical clawed frog)
Lineage: Eukaryota; Metazoa; Chordata; Amphibia; Anura; Pipidae
Gene: pmpca
Product: peptidase (mitochondrial processing) alpha
Exons: 13
Coding region: 95-1651 (518 amino acids)
Biological process (GO): proteolysis; protein maturation
Cellular component (GO): mitochondrion; mitochondrial inner membrane; mitochondrial matrix
Molecular function (GO): metalloendopeptidase activity; metal ion binding
Source: RefSeq, a predicted model, not a curated record
CCCGGAAGUGACGCUCCCGCCCCACCGGAAGCAGGAAGUUAUCCGGCUCUCCCCAUGCCUGUGCUGAGGAGGUCAGGGGGCGGGGCAUGGAAAGAUGGCGGCGAAUGUAGCGAGGAGUCGGCUCUGGGGUGGAAUACAGCGAUAUGGACUGCCAAGGUACCGGCGCUACAGCAGCUCCGGCAGUGCCUACCCCAGCAUCCCCCUCUCCACGCCCCUCCCCAAGCUCCCCAAGCCCAUCUUUGCCAAAGUCGACGGGCAGGAGAAAUUCGAAACGAAAGUGACCACCCUGGAGAAUGGGCUACGGGUGGCGUCGCAGAACAAAUUCGGGCAGUUCUGCACAGUUGGGAUUCUUAUCAACUCCGGAUCGCGGUACGAGACUAAAUACCUCAGCGGAAUCUCACACUUUCUGGAAAAACUGGCUUUUUCAUCCACAGCGCAGUUCGGCAGCAAAGAUGAGAUCCUCCUCACGCUGGAGAAACACGGAGGCAUUUGUGACUGCCAGACCUCUAGAGACACCACCAUGUACGCCGUGUCUGCGGACUCCAAGGGCUUGGAUACAGUCGUCAGUCUGUUGUCUGAGGUGGUUCUGCAACCCAGGCUCUCCGAGGAAGAGAUUGAGAUGACCCGUAUGGCUGUCCGGUUCGAACUGGAAGAUCUGAACAUGAGACCGGACCCGGAACCCCUGCUGACAGAAAUGAUACAUGCAGCUGCGUACCGAGGGAACACAGUGGGGCUUCCCAGGUUCUGCCCGGUGGAAAACAUCGACAAGAUCAGCCAGAAAACCCUGCACAAUUACCUGCACAACUACUACACCCCCGACAGGAUGGUGCUGGCCGGCGUGGGCAUAGAACACGAGCACCUAGUGGAAUGCGCCAAGAAGUACCUGCUGGGGGUGGCGCCGGUGUGGGCGUCGGGGAAGGCCAAGACUAUCGACAGAUCCAUUUCCCAGUACACGGGGGGGAUCGUCAAGGUGGAAAAGGACAUGUCGGACGUCAGCCUCGGCCCCACCCCCAUCCCAGAACUCGCCCAUAUUAUGAUUGGCCUGGAGAGCUGCUCCUUUUUGGAAGAGGACUUCAUCCCCUUCGCUGUUUUAAACAUGAUGAUGGGGGGCGGCGGCUCCUUCUCCGCAGGGGGGCCGGGGAAAGGCAUGUUCACAAGGCUGUACCUCAACGUGCUUAACAGGCACCACUGGAUGUACAACGCCACGUCCUACCAUCACAGCUAUGAAGAUACCGGGCUGCUGUGCAUCCAUGCUAGCGCCGAUCCUCGCCAGGUCAGGGACAUGGUGGAAAUAAUCACUCGGGAAUUCACUUUGAUGGCCGGAUCCGUCGGGGAGGUGGAAUUGAAUCGAGCCAAGACCCAACUGAAAUCCAUGCUGAUGAUGAACCUGGAAUCUCGGCCUGUGAUCUUCGAAGACGUUGGCAGACAAGUGCUGGCCACCGGUGCCAGGAAGCUUCCCCACGAGCUGUGUAAUCUAAUUAACAACGUGAAAGCCAGCGACAUCAAACGCGUUGCCACCAAGAUGCUACGUAACAAGCCCGCCGUGGCCGCCCUGGGGGACCUGACCGACCUGCCGGAUUACGAACACAUUCAAGCUGCCCUGUCUAGUAAAGAUGGACGCCUGCCCCGAUCUUACCGCCUCUUUCGAUAGUAUGGCAGCCCCCUCCCCUUGCAUCUACUAAUUUAUACGACAGACUGUGAAUUUUUGCACAGAGGCAGGACCUGUUUUUGGUAGUCAGUGGUCCUUCUAUUGGGAUUCUGAUCCAGGACAAGUCUGUGUAUAGGCUUUAACAUCUUCUGCCCGCUCCACCGGACAUAAAAAUCCCCCAGAACCCCCUCAUUUCUGUUAUAAUAACUCUAUGCACUGAGGCAGGAUUACAGGCACACAAUGGCUUGAGUUUGGAUUUAUUAUGUUACUAUAUUUAGGUUUCUUUUGCCAAAAGGGUUAAUCGACCCACUUGUUUAGUCCUAAUUAAAUGGGUUCUGAGAUAUUAAUUUGUAUGUAUGUGUCACAUGGUACACCUGAGGGUGUGGUUUACUUGUUACAGAAUGCACUCACCUUAUUAUCUUGUCUGUUGAGCAGAGCUAAAGUAAUGUUUCAGUAAAAAGGCUGUUGUAUGAUCACGACUCCCAGCCGCCCUUCACCAGCUAAAGUAGGAAAGCUGGGAGUAGAAGUUGUACGUUAUAUGAAGUGCAGAUCAGUGAGAAGCAACUUAAACUGUUAUUGUAAAGACAAUCUUACCUCCUUCUUGUCAAUAAACAUGUACAGUUCAAUAUGAAA